Molecule: messenger RNA, 2365 nt
Organism: Cinara cedri
Lineage: Eukaryota; Metazoa; Arthropoda; Insecta; Hemiptera; Aphididae
Source: the annotation of a GenBank genome assembly
AUGCAAAAUAAUAAAAAAAUAGCAAUUAUUGGUUCUGGAGUAGCUGGUCUAGCAGCAGCAUGGAAUCUGCAUAAGAAAUAUGAUAUAGUUCUUUAUGAAAAAGCUAGUGUUCUAGGCGGUCAUGCGUACACAACAACAUUUCAAUAUAAAGAUAAAGUAAUACCUAUUGAUUUAGGAGUACAGCUACUCCAUCAAUGGACUUAUCCUAAUUUACUUGAAAUGCUUAGACAAUUUAACGUUUCUACUUGUGCUGUAUCUUGGUCACUUGCUUUUAGCUUUAGUUCUGAAGAAAAUUGGAGCAAUAACUUCCUUACAACCUUUUGGGAUAAAAUAAAAGAUGAAUGUAACCGCUUUUAUUCUUCUCUUUUAAGUAUUAGUAACUCUUCUAUUGAAUUUCAAAUGCAACCUCUUUGUGAGUAUCUCAAAACUGAAAAAUAUUCUGAAACUUUUAUUGCUAAGGCACUUUUACCUUUAUUAAGUACGGUUAUUUUUAGCCCACAAGAAAUAUUAAAUCAUCCACUGUUUAUUAUAGUUGAGAUUUUUAAGAAUAAUAUGAUUUCUUUUUUUAAUCCUUGUUGCUGGCACAGGGUGGUAGGAGGAACAAAAGAAUAUAUUAGUCGCUUAGCAGAAAAUUUUAUUGGAAAAGUACGUUUUGAGAAAGAAGUUAUUUCAUUAAUAAGGCAAACAGAUAAGGUUACUGUACAAGAUGCUCAAAGAAAUAUGGAAGAGUUUGAUGAAGUUAUUAUAGCAACUCAUGCUGAUACUGCUCUUUCUAUGUUAUCUGACCCAAGUAAUGAAGAAAGAGAAUUAUUAAGCAGCUUUCAAUAUGUAGACUUUAAUUUCAUUCUACAUAAGGAUGAAGGGGUACUUUCUUCUAAUAUUCCUAGAACAGCUUUAACAGAAUAUACCUCCUCUGAACCAAACCACGAAAAGGUAUAUUAUGAGGGUCAUACUUACAAUGUAAAAAAAGCUUUAGAGCUUAAUUAUUUAGAUUAUCCUUUAAUUAUUUCUCUUAAUCCUAAAAACAGUGCUAUGCCAAAACAAGAAAAAAUUAUUGAAAGCAAAAAUUAUAAACAUCCCCUGAAACCUCAAGAUAUUUCUAUUAAAACUAAAAUCAAAUCUAUUCAAGGAAAAAAACAUACUUGGUUUUGUGGUUUAGACAUAGCUUUUGAUAGUCAUGAAGCUGCAUUUAUAUCUGGCAUGGUAAUUGCAGAGGCUUUGGGUGCUUCCUAUCCCUUUUCUGAUAAACCUAUGGCUUUGAAGAGUUACCAAGAUAUAAAAAAAUUCAUGGGUUUCUUAUAAUCAUGCAUGUAAUGAAAUCCCUAUGUAAAAGCCACCCUAAACAAGGUUUAUGGCUAAAUGAGAAACCUAUACCAACACUAGCCCCAAAUGAAGUACUAAUAAAGGUACGUAUUACUGGUUUAUGUGGAACUGACCUUCAUAUUUAUAACUGGAAUUCUUGGGCUCAAGGAACUAUAGCUCUUGGGUUAACUCCAGGACAUGAAUUUGUUGGAGAAGUUGUUAAAUGCGGUUCUUUAGUUCAAAAUAUAAAAGUAGGCGAACGUGUCACAGCUGAAGGUCAUAUAUUUUGUAAAAAUUGUAUUCUAUGUUCAGAUAAAAAUCAUUUGCAUCUAUGUACAAGUUUAAAGUGUAUAGGAAUAACAACUUCUGGUGCUUUUGCUGAAUAUAUAGCAGUUUCAGAAGAUAGUGUUAUCAAAAUCCCUGAUAAUAUUUCAGACGAAAUAGCAAGUAUUUUAGAUCCAUUAGGAAAUAGUAUACAUUGUGCAACGAUUGCUGACUGUAAAAAUAAGAAUAUUAUUAUUAUAGGAGGAGGACCCGCUGGUUUGUUUCUAACCGCAAUUUUAAAAUAUCAAAGUGCUAAUAGAAUUAUUGUAAUAGAACCUAACGAAUACCGACGUGAAUUAGCGCAAAAAAUUGGUGCUACAAUAGUAAGUUCUAGCAUUGAAGAAAUUUUAAAAAAUCAAAAAAAUUUGUUGGAAUCAAUAACUAUUGGUUAUGAAAUGUCAGGAAGCCAAAAAGCUUUUGAAAACUUAAUAGAGAUAGUUCGACCUGGAGGCAUUAUAGGACAACUUGGAAUUUUAAAAGACAAAGUUUUAAUAGAUGUAAAUACAAUAGUUCUUAAAGGUUUAACAAUUAAAGGUAUAUAUGGUCGUCUGAUUUUUGAUACUUGGCACAAAAUGUUUGAAAUUCUCACUAAUAAAUUAGAUGUAACUGCUAUUAUUACUCAUAUUUUUCCAGCUCAAGAUUUUCAAAAAGCAUUUGAUUUAGCAUUAACAGGACAAUGUGGCAAAGUUCUUAUAAGAUGGGAUCACUGUCAAGGCAAAUGAUUUAACAAGGUAAAUAA